UGCUGGUGUAAAAUGUGUGAUCAUAUAACAUUACAUUACUCGCUGGUUCAUUAUUGGACUGUUUUUUUAGUUGCAAGACUCGUAAAUGAUUGGAUAAUAAAACUAGUAAACAGAAUAUUAUAUUUUGACAAACUUUACUCAAGACUAUUAUUUUCGUCUAAAUUUUGGACUCCAGGAUACAGAUUAUACUUAAUAAUUACAGUCUUAUGUGUAGUAGACUUUUUAUUCUUAAAAAUCUAUCUGAUAUGUUUUGUUUUCUGGGUAUUUUAUAAUAAUAUAAUUAUCACUGUAUUUCCAACAAUGUUUUACUUACCAUAUUUUAUGGACUAUGUUGUGAUAGCCAAUGUAUGUUUCUUUUUGGCACACAUAGGAUGCAGGUUUUACGCUUUAAAUGCGUAUUGGGAGAAAUUUCCUAAAAAGUUAUUAGAAACACCUGGACUUUGGAGUACAGAAGAAAAGAUUAUGGUAAUCGAAUGCUGUCGGUUACUACACGCAGAACUCUGUGACAUUUUGAGAUUACUGAGCUACGCUUACGGACCAAUUAUUCUAGUUUACUUUUUUUUUAUCCUAAAUGAUUUGAUUAUUCUCAUGUUUAUAAUUAUAUUUAUCAAUAAUCCAGAUUUAUCGGUAGUACCUGCUAUUGUUAUAAUUAUGCAGAAUAUAUUCUUCAUUAUUGCUAUACUGGCACUUACAACUUGGACUUCAAACCAGAAACUGAAAAUUAUAUUUUACUUACGCUCAUGUCAAAUAGUAGAUUUACCCGAUGACUUGAUUAUACAGGUUAAAUGUUUUUUAAAACAAGUAAGUUCUUUCAAUACAUAUGAAAUGUCUGCUUUUGGAGUGUUCAACUACGACAUGAGACUUAUACUAUCAAUAUCUACAACUUUUUUCAAAUAUGUAGCAAUUAUGUUACAAAUGAGUAGUCAUAACAAUUUUAAAAAAUUUGUUAAGAACAAUUUUUCGGCAGGAAUUACAACGGAUGUGAAAUUAUAAAGGCAAUUUAAUAAUUUGAGAUAGCUCGUAAAAAGGGGUCAAGUCGAAAUUAUGAAUUUUUCAAGAAUGCAAAAAACUUAUUUUUAUACUAAAUAACUCAAUCAACUCCACAGUUUUUGCGAUAAAAAGAUCUAAUUUACAACUUGUAAUAAAACAAUUUAAUCUUAAAGAUUUAUGAACAUAACUUGAUAAAUA
Molecule: messenger RNA, 1188 nt
Organism: Daktulosphaira vitifoliae (grape phylloxera)
Lineage: Eukaryota; Metazoa; Arthropoda; Insecta; Hemiptera; Phylloxeridae
Exons: 5
Coding region: 13-993 (326 amino acids)
Biological process (GO): sensory perception of taste
Cellular component (GO): membrane
Source: RefSeq, a predicted model, not a curated record